Messenger RNA from Misgurnus anguillicaudatus (oriental weatherfish), 1285 nucleotides. RefSeq names its product transmembrane protein 11 (gene tmem11). Gene Ontology annotation, biological process: inner mitochondrial membrane organization. Gene Ontology annotation, cellular component: mitochondrial inner membrane. Lineage: Eukaryota; Metazoa; Chordata; Actinopteri; Cypriniformes; Cobitidae. The record is from RefSeq and is a predicted model, not a curated record.
UGUGAUGCGAAGCGUUUACGUCUAUCAAUAUUGCGGCACCUAUAGAACUAUAUUUCCCACAAUGCAUAGCGGCGAAUUUUGCGUCAUCUCGAGUCAGUUGCUGUGCAAGAUGGCGUCGCUGGGAAGGAGGCGCGGUGUCCCAGUCAGCAGGGAGAGGGGAGUGAUGGCGGCCACAGAGUGUUACAUCGUCCACGAGAUCUACAAUGGCGAGAAUGCUCAGGAGCAGUUUGAGUACGAGCUGGAGCAAGCUCUGGAGGCUCAGUAUCGUUAUAUCGUGAUCGAGCCCACGCGCAUCGGAGACGAGACGGCCCGCUGGGUAGCCGUCGGAAACUGCCUGCAUAAAACCGCCGUACUGGCAGGGGCCGCGUGCCUCCUGACGCCGCUCGCUCUUCCCGCUGACUACUCCCGUUACGUGGCGCUGCCGGCUGGCGCUCUGAGCCUCGCCUGCGCCACCCUCUACGGCAUCUCCUGGCAGUUCGACCCCUGCUGCAAAUACCAGGUGGAGUACGACAGUCAGAAGCUCUCGAGGCUGCCCCUGCACACGCUCACCUCCUCUACGCCAGUGGUUCUGGUUCGACGGGACGACGUGCACAGAAAGAGACUGCACAACACGAUAGCGUUGGCGGCCCUGGCGUACUGUGCCAAGAAGAUCUAUGAACUGUACGCUGUAUGAGCUCUUUGGCACAUGCGCACACACAUGCCGACAGAUACUGAUAUAUGCGUACACAUAUACACACACGUGGCAAGGAGGUGAGAAGCACUACUUUACACCCAACACUGGCAGAUACACACAUACCCGAACAUACACACGAAACAAUAACGUACGGAUGGACCGAUGGAGAGAGUGAUUGGAACAAAAGAAAAGAACAAGUGGCAAGACAGAAUCAGCGCUCUCUCUGUCACAAUUUUUCAUCGUUUUGGUUUCAACCGGUUAAAGAUUGGACAGACGGAUGGAUGAUAGGAUGUUUAAGGAGAUGGGUUGGGGGGAGCUUAUACAUACUAGAAUAAAUCUUCCCUUUUUUCUGUACUUUAAAUGAUCUCACCAGUGCACUUGAACCUCCUUCCCAUUCCUUUUCUGCGCCUGUCCAGCCCCUCUCCCCAUCCCACGUCACCUGCCAUCCACACGGAGCUUCCGCGCCUGGGCAGUGACCUGUCGGACUGUACGUGUGGUGGACAGACAGAUAUGUUUUAAGAAUGACCUCUCUUUUCUCCCUCUGUGUAGUUUUACUGUACCCUGCCUUUGGUGCGUCACCUUUUCAUUAAACAGUAGGAGAUUUAACCUCAA